Messenger RNA from Nymphaea colorata (pocket water lily), 1530 nucleotides. RefSeq names its product S-adenosylmethionine carrier 1, chloroplastic/mitochondrial. Gene Ontology annotation, cellular component: mitochondrial inner membrane. Gene Ontology annotation, biological process: transmembrane transport. The transcript has 13 exons. Gene Ontology annotation, molecular function: S-adenosyl-L-methionine transmembrane transporter activity. Bases 176 to 1156 code for a protein of 326 amino acids. The record is from RefSeq and is a predicted model, not a curated record. Lineage: Eukaryota; Viridiplantae; Streptophyta; Magnoliopsida; Nymphaeales; Nymphaeaceae.
CCCUCUCCCUCUCUGCUGUGACCCAUCCACCUGAACGCAUUUAAACUUCAGCUAAAAGGAGACUCGGAAAGAGGGGGAAGGGAGAGAGGUCCAUCGUCUCUUCUGCCCUUAGGCUGCUCUCUUUCGCCUCCUGUUCUCGCAUACAGCCUUAUUGCUUUGCAGGUGGCGCCAUCUCAUGGCUCGUCCAGUUCUGGCGGUGGAAAAUAAUAAUUCACCAGGAGGUUCAGCAAAUCUACUCCAAGGAAAAAAACUUGACUGUUGUUCUGAGCAAAUGAAUUCCAAGGCCUUAGUAACAGCAAAGCAUGAGAGACCAUUCGACUUCCUUCAGGCAUUCUAUGAGGGUGUCAUAGCAGGGGGUACUGCUGGUGUGGUGGUUGAAGCUGCUCUUUACCCCAUUGAUACAAUCAAGACUAGGCUGCAGGCUGUUCGUGGUGGUGGCAAGAUUAUCUGGAAGGGCUUAUAUUCUGGAUUAGCUGGCAAUCUUGCUGGUGUAUUGCCGGCUUCUGCUAUUUUUGUAGGUAUAUAUGAACCUGCAAAGCAAAAAUUGUUGAAAAUCCUUCCUGACAACCUUAGUGCAUUUGCACAUCUGACGGCUGGUGCACUUGGAGGUGCUGCUGCUUCUCUUGUUCGUGUCCCUACAGAGGUUGUUAAGCAGCGGAUGCAAACUGGGCAAUUUGCUUCUGCUCCUAAUGCUGUUCGCCUUAUCAUUGCUAAUGAGGGUGUUAGAGGACUUUAUGCGGGAUACAGUUCCUUUCUCCUACGAGAUUUGCCAUUUGAUGCUAUCCAGUUCUGCAUAUAUGAGCAACUCCGGAUAGGUUACAAGCUAGCAGCUCGGAGAGAUUUAAGCGAUCCAGAGAAUGCUCUGAUAGGUGCUUUUGCAGGUGCCUUCACUGGUGCAGUAACCACUCCCCUUGAUGUUAUAAAAACGAGACUGAUGGUUCAGGGUUCAUCAAGCCAGUACAAAGGCAUGAUUGACUGCGUUCAGACUAUAGUGAGGGAAGAAGGACCCUCUGCUCUCUUAAAGGGAAUUGGGCCUAGAGUUCUAUGGAUUGGUAUUGGCGGCUCAAUAUUCUUUGGCGUUUUGGAGAGGACAAAGAUUCUUGUAUCACAUCAAUCUGCCAAGAGUCAAAAAGAGAGAAUCACAAAACAUGAAUAGUUGUUCAGAAAUUCCAUCUGAUGUCACCUGUCAUGCAUUCUUUUCAUUUUUCCACCUUAUUCAUCAGUGACCAGUUUUUCAGGAAUUCCAACCCCCCCUCUUGUGCUGGUCCAACCAAAGGUUUCUGUUUUUAACGGUUUCUUUGGAGACGGCUCUUCUUAUAGAAGCGAAACUGUUCGAUUGGGGAUGUCUAGUGUAUUGAUAUAAACUGUUGAGUCGUCUUGAUUGUGUCAUUGCUAAAAGGCUUCCCCUCUACAAUGAUCUAGAGUUUUUCCUUUUGGUGCUACGUGAUGUAAUUGUCCCAUGACAUGCUAGAGAUUCGACUUGAUGCAUAGUUGUCAAAUUUAAUAGAGGAAUCCUUUAAUUGGAGGUAA